Messenger RNA from Polyodon spathula (Mississippi paddlefish), 1308 nucleotides. It is a transcript of the gene nup43, whose product is annotated as nucleoporin 43. Gene Ontology annotation, cellular component: nuclear pore outer ring. NCBI's taxonomy places the organism in Eukaryota, Metazoa, Chordata, Actinopteri, Acipenseriformes, Polyodontidae. The transcript has 8 exons. Gene Ontology annotation, molecular function: protein binding. The coding region runs from base 90 to 1199 and encodes 369 amino acids. The record is from RefSeq and is a predicted model, not a curated record.
GGAGGAACCGGCGGGAUCGAGGCAAACAGAAUCUCAUAAACGUGAUAACAUUGUGAUUAUUUCAACGUACUGAAGGAAAAACAGUGUUUAUGGAGUAUAUUAAUGCCAAGUUCGUGUCCCAGAAAAUCAGUAAGACGAGAUGGAGACCUGUCUCUUCUACAUCCUUGCAACAGCCUGAAGUUUUUGCUACUGGAUCUUGGGAUAAUGAGGACAACAAGGUUUCCAUCUGGUCUGUCGCAGAGCAAGGGAUGCAAGAAGAGUAUGAAGGAGAUCCUCAAUUGCUGUGUGAAUACAAACACGAUGGUGAUGUCAUGGAUCUUCAAUUUCUGGACCAGGAGAGAAUUGUUACAGCUUCAUCCACAGGGAGUGUGACCAUAUUUCGUCACUAUCAGAACAGCCAGACCCUGUCUGUAAACCAGCGGUGGGAGCGAGCACACUACCAUUCUUGUGACAAUGCCCCCUGCACUGGGGUUGUCUGCAACAGCCCAGAAAUCGUCACAGUGGGGGAGGAUGGGCGGAUCAACCUGCUGAGAGUGGAUCACAAAGGCAUCGUGCGCACUAUAGACAAUGCUGACAGCAGCACAAUCCAUGCUGUAACUUUUUUGAGGACAACAGAGAUCCUGACUGUCAAUUCUAUUGGGCAGCUGAAAAUGUGGGAUUUCCGACAGCAGGGAAACGAACCAUCACAGAUUUUAUCCCUGACUGGAGACCGAGUGCCCCUGCACUGCGUGGACAGGCACCCAAAUCAACAGCACAUUGUAGCAACAGGAGGUCAGGAUGGCAUGCUGUGCAUCUGGGAUGUAAGGCAGGGAAAUAUGCCUUACUCUCUCAUGGAAGCACAUUCAGCAGAAAUGUGGGAGGUCCAUUUCCAUCCUUCUAGCCCAGACCACCUGUUCACAUGCUCUGAAGAUGGCUCUCUCUGGCACUGGGAGAACUAUACUACUACUGACACCCCAUCUUUCCUACAAGGUGGAAGAAAUGCUACCAUCACGUCACGCAGCACAAUUGUCCCAGCAAGCAUUAAUCAGUCCUUGAUAAGUUCAUGGUUAACCUCAGAUUCUACUAAAGGACGCCUGGAGACAACCAACAUGCUUCCUAGCCAGACCAUGUCUGUGAACAGUUUGGAUGUGCUGGGCCAGUGCCUGGUCUGUGGAACAGAUGGGGAGGCUAUUUAUGUCACUAAACAGGUGCCAAUGUAAAGAAGGACCAACACAAACAAUUUCUGUGUGAUUUUACUUCUCUAGUCUUGAGUUAUGUACAGACUGAUGACUAUGUUUAAGUGGCCAAAAUUACAAUAAAAAUGUACUG